GAUGAAGAACAUCAAUGUCCUAUAUGUUCUAAGAAAUUAACCGAACCAAAGAUCUUGACAUGCCUUCAUGUGUUUUGUGAAGCAUGUCUAGAGGAAUUAUUAAAAGAAAACUCUGAUGAAGGAGUGCAGCCACAUAAAAUUAAAUGUCCACAAUGCGAACAGGAGACUCAAGUGCCCAUGAAUGGGGUGUCGGAUCUGCAAACAGAACAUGUUAUUUCAGAUAUAUUGGAUGUCUGUGGUGCAGAAAAUAUAAUCUGCACGAGCUGUAAAGCAAAAGAAAAAGCAGUUGCACGUUGUUAUGAUUGUGCUAAUUUUCUUUGUCCUAAUUGUGUGACAGCUCACAGAUUUAUGCGCUGUUUUGAUAACCAUAAGGUUUUGACAUUAGAUGAGUUGGGGGUGCAAGGUAGUGAUGGGGUAUCUAUACACAAGCCCAUUUACUGCACUGUACAUCCUUCAGAAAAUCUCAAAUAUUUCUGUCAUUCUUGUGAGACUGCUAUAUGUAGCGAAUGCAUGGUGAGUGAUCACAAACAACCAGACCAUAAUUAUGAGAAAAUUUUGGAUGUUGAAGAAUUGUUAAAGAAUGAGUUGGAGAGUUUACGUAAAGAGUGUCUCAGUAAGAUUGAGCCAUGUACCUUGGCUGCCUCGAAAGCAGAAUCAGCUCUGUCAGAGUUACAGAGCCAACAAGAAGAUGCCAAGAGUCUCAUAGAAGAAACAUUCCAAAGUUACAAAGCAAUUCUUGAAAAGAAAAAGACUUCUCUUCUGGAAGAAUUAGAUGAAAUCCAUUCUCAUCAUGAAUUAGAUUUGAUGGGGUUAUGUCAUAAUAUUAACAAUAUGGUGGAUAAAGUGGAAGAUAGUUGUAAAUUUACUGAACAUGUACUUAAAAAUGGCAAUUCUGUACAAAUUGCUAGUUUAAAGCGCAUCAUUACCACACAGCUCCUGUCCUUGAUCAACAACUCUCCAUCAGUAGAACCAAACCUAAGUAUUGAGUUUAAAACUGAUCCCACAGUUUUUGAGAAGAUGAUCAAUCAAACUUUUGGUACCUUUUCAAAUCCUGAAGAUCAAAAGAAAGUUAACAAAAUAGAACCAAAUUCAAUCUUCUUGAUAUUGCCAGCACAAGGCAUCAGUUUGAUUACUAUGAUUUGUACGAGAUGUCUGGAAAAUAUGAGGGAACUGGUAACUGUAAUUAGACAUCUUCAUUUCUUAUUUCAGCGUGAAAAUCAGUUGAUAUCUCCUCUACAUUCUUCAUUUGAAAAUGAAGGAUUUCUAUCUCAAGGAGUGAGAAGUCCAGAUCAAGCCAUGAUGACGGCCUCUACUGCUGGUUUUAUGUCCAACAUGGGCUCUCUUCCACCUGUCUCAUUGAGUGGUAAUCUACAGAGUCUAUCAUCUAUUAUUGCCAAUAUCCCAAGUGCUCUCACUGGCCAGUCACAUCCUCUACAUGAUACCAGUUUAUCUAGGAAUUCUCACAGUCCAGCCAUGUCUGACAGUGGUAUAUCUGUAGGUGAUGCAGCUAGCACCAAUAGCAAUAAUAGUGCUACUAUGAUCAAUAUUGCAGCAAUGGCAAAUUUAGGUAUGUACCAGCAUUUCAUAAUUUCUGGCCAAGUCCCACUGAUGGCUGGUUUAUCUGGUGGAAUGACCACUCAUUCAGGAUCUACAUCAUCAGAUGGUGGUAGUCGUACCAUGACCCCACAAUCACAUGCUGAAUUAUCACCUACCAGCCUGGCCUCCCUCACGCCCAUUGGUCAACGUGUCCAAAGUAGUAAUAUUGAGAACUUGGCCAAUUUGUUGAAUCCCCAGAACCAGUCAUUGAGUGGAAUUAAUAAAAUUAUUAGUGGUAUGAGAAGUAUGGCUGUAGCUAAUAAUAGUAACAUGGAUAACAUGAUGGGUAAAAAUGGUCUUGUAAUUGUUGCUUUCAGAUGUAAAUUUGGUCAGCUAGGCCCUGGGAAAGGCCAGUUUAAUUCACCACAUGGUUUUUGUUUGGGAUUUGAUCAAGACAUAAUAGUUGCUGACACUAACAAUCAUAGAAUUCAAGUUUUUGAUAAGACUGGUGAUUUUAAAUAUCAGUUUGGUAUACCAGGUCGUGAAGAAGGUCAGUUAUGGUAUCCACGUAAGGUAGCAGUAAUGAGAGCCUCUGCUAGAUACGUUGUUUGUGAUCGUGGUAAUGAAAGAUCAAGAAUGCAGAUAUUUACUAAGAAUGGUCAUUUUGUCAAGAAGAUAGCUAUUCGCUAUAUUGAUAUUGUAGCUGGACUUGCUAUUACAGCUGCAGGCAAUAUUGCAGCUGUAGAUAGUGUUUCACCAACAGUAUUUUGUAUUGCUGAAUCUGGUGAUUUACUCAAAUGGUUUGAUUGUAGUGAUUAUAUGAGAGAACCAUCAGAUAUAGCUGUUAGUGGCUCAGAAUAUUUUGUGUGUGAUUUCAAGGGACAUUGUGUGGUAGUUUUCAAUGAAGAAGGUCAAUUUAUGAGAAGAAUUGGUUGUGAAAAUAUAACUAACUACCCUAAUGGUAUUGAUAUCAGUGAUGACGGGGAUGUUUUGAUUGGAGAUAGUCAUGGCAACCGCUUCCAUGUGGGCGUGUUCCAGCGAGAUGGCUCUCUGAUUGGAGAGUUCCAGUGUCCCUAUGUUAAAGUAAGUCGAUGUUGUGGAUUGAAAAUAACAUCAGAAGGCUAUGUCGUUACACUUGCCAAGAAUAAUCAUCAUGUGCUCGUUUUGAAUACUUUAUAUAUU
This is a messenger RNA of Lottia gigantea (owl limpet), 2718 nucleotides long. RefSeq lists its product as hypothetical. Gene Ontology annotation, biological process: positive regulation of DNA-templated transcription. The record is from RefSeq and is a predicted model, not a curated record. Gene Ontology annotation, molecular function: protein binding; zinc ion binding; ubiquitin-protein transferase activity. The transcript is spliced from 11 exons. The annotation marks the transcript as partial. Lineage: Eukaryota; Metazoa; Mollusca; Gastropoda; Lottiidae. Gene Ontology annotation, cellular component: nucleoplasm; chromatin.